AUUUUAAUCAAAUCGCGUAUCGUUCGUAUCAGUUUAAUAGAAAGAAUUAAACAAUGCGAGAUAAGGGCCGGGCGUCACUAGUGCAUCGUUAUCAGUCGCGAAAACAUGGCGGCCAGCGAUUACUACACCCGUGUUACAGUGAUAACGUACCCUUGACGCAGAGCUAACGUGAUCUCAACGAUUAAUAAUAGCACUCGGAACUCCGAUGGUUUAUAAAUACUCCGCCACGUUCCUAGGUCAUUAACGCUGCAAGUUCAAGAUGGGAGUGCCCAUGAUCAAUAAAUGCUGCUUCUGCGCCACCCUACACACAGGAACCUUGAUUAUAGGAUAUGUUUAUACGGUUUGGGCGUUACUAGAGCUGGCAAUAUACUGUUUGCUGGUGACACUGGCACCCCUGGGUAAAGAUGGGAACGUGUCAAUGCACAAAUAUGUAUUCUACGUGACUGCAGCCUGUGUUAGCGGGACACAUCUCAUCUGUUCUGUGCUCCUGGUAGUCGCCGCUUAUAAGAAACUAGCAUCCCUAACAUUGCCAUGGACAAUAGUGACGGGCAUCAUCACAGCGAUAUACUUCCUUCUCUCCUUCACCGGCAUCAGCCUGGUGCUGCAGGAUGAGGGGGAGAUGCUCGAGGUCGAGUCCAUCGUUAUAUUUAUACACCUCGCUAGAUCAUUUAUCUCAGUAUACUGCAUCAUAGUGGUGCACAGCCGACAUAAACAGAUCAUGCACGAGGAGGAUGAGUCCAGGUUCCAGCACUCUGGUCGAAUAUAUCAGCCUGUGUCUGUGAAGGUGGAAGACCACGUUCUAUAGACUAAUAACUAGAUGUACCUAAAUUAAAGGUACUACAUUUGAUAAGCUUUUAGUUAGCAUUUACUUGCACACAUAAUAUAGACCUUUAGUGCUUCAAAUACCUAGGUACUAUGGUGCUUGAACAUGUGUUUUAUUAAUAUGUAUUUUAAAAGCCUAUUGUACCUUGAAUAGUGUAGGGUACAUAGUGUAGUAACUACAGUAUCAACUACAAUAAAAACCUGCAUUUUCAUACCUUUAAGUAAAAUAAUUGUGUAUGGAGUUAGGGACUAUGUUUUUACGUAAAUAAGUAGGUGUUGUGAUAGCAAAAUUAUGAACGAAUUUUUAGUACCUAAGUACUUACAUGCUUAAGUAGUUACAAAUGUAUGCGUAAUUUAAUUUGAAGGUAAUGGUGAGAUUGUAACAGUACAAGUUCCUGUGAACAAAUAUAAUGAAUUUAUACAAAGUAUUUGUGUCUUAUAAUGAUAAGUAUUUUGUACCUCUAAGUACCUAAAUAAAUUAUUGAAUUGUUAUGUUUUUAA
Molecule: messenger RNA, 1323 nt
Organism: Spodoptera litura
Lineage: Eukaryota; Metazoa; Arthropoda; Insecta; Lepidoptera; Noctuidae
Source: RefSeq, a predicted model, not a curated record